GAGGAGGCCACGGGCGAGCUCCGGGCCUGCCCCCCGACGAUGGCCCAGCUGCUCCUGCUGCCCCUCCUGGUGGCCAGCGCGGCGUCCCCGUCGCCCCCCUCUCCGCCGGCAGCGUCGUCGUCGCCGCCGUCGUGCCCCAGGCGGUGCCAGUGCCAGAGCGUGUCUCCGUCCUUCACGGUGCUGUGCGCCAAGACCGGGCUGCUCUUCGUGCCGCCCGCCCUGGACCGGCGCACGGCCGAGCUGCGCCUCAUGGACAACUUCAUCAGCGCCCUGCGGCGCCGCGACUUCGCCAACAUGACGGGGCUGCUGCACCUGACGCUGUCGCGCAACGCCAUCAGCCAGAUCGCGCCGCUGGCCUUCGCCGACCUGCGCGGCCUCCACGCGCUGCACCUGGACGGCAACCGGCUGACGGCGCUGGGCGACGAGCACCUGCGCGGGCUGGUCAACCUGCGCCACCUCAUCCUCAGCAACAACCAGCUGAGCCGCGUGUCGCCCGGCUCGCUCGACGACUUCGUGGACACCAUCGAGGACCUGGACCUGUCCUACAACAACCUGGCCGAGGUGCCCUGGGCGGCCGUGGCGCGGCUCUCCAACGUCAACACGGUGAGCCUGGACCACAACCUGAUCGAGGCGGUGCCCGAGGGCAUCUUCUCCAACCUGCGCAAGCUGGCGCGGCUCGACGUGACGUCCAACCGGCUGAAGAAGAUCCCUCCCGACCCGCUGUUCUCGCGCGUGCCGGUGUACGCGCGGCCGCGGGGCUCGCCGCCCCAGUCGCUGGUGCUGGGCUUCGGCGGCAACCCCCUGCACUGCAACUGCGAGCUGGUGUGGCUGCGGCGCCUGGCGCGCGACGACGACCUGGAGACGUGCGCGUCGCCGCCCGAGCUGGCCGGCCGCUACUUCUGGUCCAUCGGCGAGCACGAGUUCGUGUGCGAGCCGCCCAUGAUCACCCACCGCACGCCGCGCCUGGCGGCCGCCCAGGGCCGCGCCGCCUCGCUCAAGUGCCGCGCCGUGGGCGACCCCGAGCCCUCGGUGCGCUGGAUCGGCCCCGACGGGCGCCUGGUGGCCAACAGCAGCCGCGCCACCUCCUACGCCAACGGCACGCUGGACAUCCGCGCCGCCGCGCCCGCCGACGGCGGCACCUUCACCUGCAUCGCCUCCAACGCCGCCGGCGAGUCCACGGCGCCCGUGGAGCUCGUGGUGACGCCGCCCGUGCCGGGCAACGACAGCGAGGGCUGCGACAAGGACGGGGAGGAGGAGGGGGCGGCGCAGCCCUCAGACAUCCUGACCCCCGCCAAGGCCGAGAGGCCGGAGCGCCGAGGGGAGCAGGAGGAGGAGGAGGAGGAGGAGGAGGAGGAGGGGAAGGAGGAAGGGGCGGUGGUGGUGGAGGAGCUGACGGCGACGUCGGCGCUGGUGAAGUGGGGAGGCCGCAGGAGGGCCCAGCCCGACCUCAGGAUGUACCAGAUCCGCUACAACUCCUCGAGCGACGACGUGCCCGUCUACAGGAUGCUGCCCCCGAGCAGCGAAUCGUUCGUGCUGUCGGACCUGGCCCCGGGCCGCUCGUACGAGCUGUGCGUGCUGGCCGUGAGCGCCGACGCCGCCACGGCCCUGCCGGCCACGCGCGGCCUGGGCUGCGCCCGCUUCGCCACGCGGGCCGAGGGGCGGCCGUGCCGCUCCCUGCAGGCGCAGUUCCUGGGCGGCACCAUCAUCAUCGUCAUCGGCGGCAUCAUCGUGGCCUCGGUGCUCGUCUUCAUCUUCAUCCUCCUCAUGAAGUACAAGGUGUACAACAGCCACCACCACCAGCACCACCACAAGGCCGCCAAGGUGGCCCACGGGUGCUCCCAGACCAACGGAGGCCGCGGGGAAGGCGGUGCUGGAGGUGGGGGGGGACAAAGGGACUCCUCCUCUUCCUCUUCUUCCUCCUCCUCCUCCUCCCCACGAGGCGCCGUCCUAACGACGAGUUUUGGUUGCUGUUUGUUUUUUUUUAAAAGCCAGGCUCGAUGGUCUAUUUUUUAAAACAAACAAACAACAAAAAAAAAAACAAAACAAAAAAAGAAACCACCAAAAAAACACCAAAAAAAAAAAAAUCACGUGGGAAAAAAAAAAACCACACACACAAAAAAAAAAAUCACUUGAAAAAAAAAACACAACAAAAAAAAAAACCACAAAACAAAAACAGGACCCGAGGUGGUUUCAGAGAUAUUUUUUUAGAGCUACCCCUCCCUUUUUUUUCCCCCCCCUUCCACCUCCAACACACCCACAAAGUCCUUUUUUUUUUGGUGGUGGUGGGGUGGGGGGGAAAGGGGAUAUUUUUUGGAAAUCCGGAGGGCUCAG
Molecule: messenger RNA, 2331 nt
Organism: Myiozetetes cayanensis
Lineage: Eukaryota; Metazoa; Chordata; Aves; Passeriformes; Tyrannidae
Product: leucine-rich repeat and fibronectin type-III domain-containing protein 3-like
Molecular function (GO): protein binding
Source: RefSeq, a predicted model, not a curated record